Messenger RNA from Haliotis rufescens (red abalone), 10012 nucleotides. RefSeq names its product COP1-interactive protein 1-like. NCBI's taxonomy places the organism in Eukaryota, Metazoa, Mollusca, Gastropoda, Lepetellida, Haliotidae. The coding region runs from base 134 to 7039 and encodes 2301 amino acids. Gene Ontology annotation, biological process: spermatogenesis. The transcript is spliced from 57 exons. The record is from RefSeq and is a predicted model, not a curated record.
UCUAUCAUGGCGACGUUGAUGUUUACAAAUGGAGUCGGUACAGGGUGAUGUUUGAAACUGAGCAUGUAGUUGAUAGCCUUUGAAAUACACUCCACAAAUUUCUAUGCGUACAACGAAUUGAACUUUCACCACAAUGUCAGAAAGAUACAGCUCGGAAACAUCUGUGGUGAGCAGAAGAUAUGAAAGAAGCGGAGGUACAAAUCGUGGCCAAAUGCAAAAUUUGCUCGGCGAGUUCAGAGGUCUGUACGAAGGAAAACUGAGAAGACUCGAGGAAGCCGAAAAAACAGGAGAAGAAACAUCAAAGACGAGGGUGCGUAUCCUGCAGUCGUACGUGAAUGACCUGAGUGAACAGAAUCAGGUGCUGGUGCAGACGGUGGAGGAGCUGGAGAGAGAGGCCAACGAGAGAGUCUCCAUCCUGGAGUCCAAGUUGGCCAAGACCUCCGGCACUGCGAAGCUUACAGAGACAAAACAUCAGGACUAUGUUUCAAAGACACGGGACUUGGAGAGAGAGUUGCGGAACUUGGGGGUUGAUAAGACGAGAGCGGAGACAAUGUUGGAGGAGCUGAAAUCCAGAUUGUCCCGGCAGGAAGAUGUCAAUGGCAAGCUCCGGGACGAGAACAGCAACCUCAACCAUGACAUGGACCAGCUCAUCCAUGUCAUCAGCGUGGCCCGGUCAGCAGGGAGAUGGGAGAUUGACACUGUUAGGUUUCGUGAGCUCACUGUAGAUCAAGUUUUUGGUUCAAUGCAUGAAACUUACACCAAGAGGCAUCUGGAGGACACCAGCAGCAGCAGCAGCUCGGGGCGUGUCCAGGACCUGCAGGACCAGCUGCGGAGGAAGGAAGACGUCAUCCAGGCCAUGCAGCUGGAGCUGCAGGACAAGCGUUCCACUGACUCCCGUCUGGACCAGUAUUCUAGUCAGUCCGACCGAGAUUAUGCUGUGAGCAAGGUCAAGGCCGACCUCAGGAAGUCUGAACAGAAGUUAGAUGACUUGCAGUACGAGAUGCAGAACCGAGAGCGAAAGAUCCUGUCCCUCCAGAGCCAACUGACAGACCUGCACAACGAGCUGGCCGUAAAGGAGGCAGAGAACACCAACCACGUGCAGACCAUCAAGAUGCUGCAGGACAAGCACAGGAUGGCUGCCGGCGAGGUGGGCAAGUAUGAAGACGUGGUGCGCCAACUACGGAGCGAGAUGACUGCAGUCAAAGACCAGCAUUCACAGUCCAGCCAAGAUGUAUCACAUUUUGAAAGAAGAAUAAGGUCCUUAGAAAGUGAGCUCCGUGAAAGUAAGGAAUACAGAAGAAAGUCUCUCGAUGAGAUUGGCGCACUGCAGGAACGUUUGCGAGAUGGGCAGGUGUCAACCCAAGACCACCAUGAAAUCCUCAAGUCUGAGCUGGCUCGACGAGAUGAGACAAUUCAAAAACUCCGUCGGGACGUGUUGUCUUUACAAGAGAAGAGGGAUGCAGCGGUGGCCGAGCUUGACGACAAUGUACAUCUACUCCACAACUUUGAAGGUCACCAUAAGAGCCACCAAGAGGAGAUGCAUCGCUACGAGACGCGUAUGAAGGCUCAGGAAGAUGAGAUCAGCCAUCUGAGACGUCAACUUGAUGAUGGUGACAAUGAGGCCAGUGGACUGAGAAACAAGGUGACCAGGUUAGAGGGGGAAAUCCAAACCCUAAGGAGCCAGAGCUCGGAGGCGCAGACACAGGUCAACAAAUUGACCGCCAGUCUACAACGACUACAAAACUCAUCCAAAGAUACUCGUGAUGCCCUGACCUCUGAGGUGUCCGAGAGACAUGAUGCAAUUGUCAAACUCCGCAAUGAAAACUGUGAGAUUGAUGACAAACUCCGAGAGGCUAUCUCAACAGCACAACACAGAGGAGAGGUUGUCAAGCAACUCAAGGAUGAGAUCAAAAUAGCUAGUGCAAAGACCCAGGACACCCAGCUGAAGAUGGAUGAGUUGGAGAGGGAGUUGCAGCAGAUGCAGAGUCGAUACGCUGCCCAAGCCAGGGAGAUUGACCGCCUCCAGACGGAGGUGCAGGAGCGAGACCUGGGGGCCUCCCAGCAGGAGACCAUGUUCAAGUCCGAGAUGGCCGACAAGGAUGAGGAGGUGAUGCGCCUCAAGACCGACCUCAACGUGCUUCACGAGAGGUUCUCCCAGAACGAGGGGCAGCUGAUGUCGCGAGACGAGCAGAUCAGCCGAGUCCAUCGCCAGCUACAUGAGAUCCAGGAUGAGCUCACCAACAAGGAGACGACGCUGCAGAAGACCGACAUUGAUCUCAUGAAUGUUGCCGAGGACAGGCGCAAAUUGGAGGACAGUUUGUCAAGGAAGGAGAUAACUCUUCAACAGUUGUCCCAGGACCUGUCCCACGCCAAGGAGUUGUACAAGGAGGCCGUGGAGGAGAACGGGCGCCUCGAGGCCCGGAUACAGGCCUUCGCCAUCAACGCUCAGAGUGAACAGGAUGUACUCAACACUGAGGUGAAGCGUCGUGAGGAAGCCAUCAAGAAGCUGAAGAUGGAACAGCUCAGUCUACAGGAAGUCAACAGUAGAUACGAGGAGAAGGUGUCCCAGAUGAGCAGAGAGAUCGAACAACUGAAGGUACAGCUUCGGUCAGCACAUAAUGAGAUUGACACGAAGAAGGCGGCGAUGCAGAACCUGGAGACCAGUCUGGAGGAGGCCAAGAAGCGGAACGUAGCUCACCUGGACGAGGUGGCUCGCCUGGAGGACAGGGUCCGGGAACUUAGCAUAGAGGUCACUUCCAUCAAUGCUCAGGUCGACAACUUCAGCCAUACAAUUGACACGAAGGACAACGUAAUCCAGCAGCUGCGCGGGGAUGUGGAGGUGCUGCAGCGGCAGCAGAAGGAGACGGUCAACAAGGUGUUGGUCCGAGAUGAAAACAUCCAGAGACUGAAUGCAGACAUCGGCAAGUUGAAGGCAAAACACCAGGAGAAAGUCAGCGAGUUACAUUCAUGCUCGACGGAGAUUCAGAAGAGUUCCGACCUGAUCAAGAAGCUGCAGGACACGGUGACCCACUGUCACAUCGACCUGGACGACACGCGCAAGAGGGCCGAGGACGAUGUGCGGGGGAGGGAGAUGACCAUCAAGCAGCUGCAGGAGGACCUCAUGGAGUCCCAGACACAGUACUCCUCCUGCUACAACGAGAUGUUGAAGCAGGAGGAUGACAUUGUGAAACUGAAGACGGAGAACUCCCAGCUGAACGAGACCACGCACCGCAGCAGCCAGGACAUCAGCCAGCUGCAGGAACAGCUGCAUCAAAUAGAGCUGGACCUCACCAUCUCCCAGGAGAAACACAGGACCUGCCAGAAAGAGGUUGCAAAUCGUGACCAGGUAAUCCUGAGACUUCAGACAGAUCUGGACACCACACAACAAAAAUAUAGUGGAACCACGGAUGAGCUGAACAUCAGGGAGGACGAGGUUCAGCGGCUCAACGCAAAGAUCAAACAGAUGCAGCAGGAGAUCAGAGGACUUAACUCUCACAUAGAAGCCAACGAGCAGCGGAUUGCUAACGAUGAGAAGAAGGUGCAGAAACUCCAGCAUGACCAGGAGAUCACACUGCAGGAGGUGAAGAACCACCUGCGGACCAUCGAGCAGCUGAAGUCCGACCUCCAGAUGGCCCGCAGUGGCCACUCCCAGGAGGUGAAGCGCCUGAACCAGGACAUGGAGCACCUCAGGGAGGACCUCGAGGUCACCCGGGGCGAGCUCACCGCCAGCCAGAACCACAACUCAGAUUACCGGGCCACCAUCGACACACUCAAUGACGAGCUGGACAGGUUCCGCAAGAUGCAGGAGGAAGCGUCCAUGGAGCUGCGGCGUCAGGCCGAUUCCAUUGCGGAGCAGGAUGUGUGUUUGUCUGAGAGUCGGCAGCAGCUGGUGGUCCUGGAGAGCCAGCUGGACACGGCAAAGCAUGAUGGCGACCAGCUGCUGCUCAGUCUGGAGAGCUACAAGAUGAAGUACAACCAGUGCAUGACGCAGAUCGACCAUCUGGAGACAUCAAUGAAGGGGCUGCAGGACAAGCUACAGGACAGCAGGGGCAGGGAGCUGGAGAAGGAGCAGAACAUUGACCGCCUCAAGUCGGACCUGGACAACCUGGACAAGAUGUACAGCGAGGCCAAGCGGGAGGUGCAGAAGUGUGAGGACGUCAUCGAGCAGCUCACCCAGGAGCUGAACGCCACGCAGGAGGACCUCUCCGUCUCCCACAACCGCGUCCGGGAGAGCGAGGAGAACGUCCGCAACCUCAGGGAGAGGCUCCAGGACUCCCAGAACGAGGCUCAUCAGAACGAGGAGAAGGCGAGGAACUUGGAGAAUGAUCUGCUGUCUUACCAGGGGGAACACAGCCACACUGACCAGGAGUUCCAAGAGCGAGAGGAGCGAAUCUCCCGCCUGGAGUACGACCUGGAUGACACCAGGAACAACCUGGACAGCAAGGCCCGACAUAUCGCCGACCUCCAGAAUGAGAUCAGUGACCUCCAGUCAGAACUCACCAUCACGAAAGACCAGAAGGCCAAUGCCAAUAUGGAGAUCACCCGUCUGGAACAGAACAUCCAGCAGCUGCAGCUGAGUUUGGCAUCUGCUCACCAGCGUCACAAGACGGACACAGAGAGGUUAGAGGACACCAUCACGUCACUGCAGCGCCAGCUCUCAGACGCUCAGUCCCGUGUCGAGUCGCUGGACCAUGAAGUCAACAGGAAGGAGGAACAGAUCAAGCGGAACGAGGGCGAGAUCCUGGCAUGUCGGGAUGACAUCAAGAACAAGGUGGACGAGAUUGAGAAGCUGGAGCUGGCCAUCCAUGAACUGAAGAUCAGCCUGAACCAGGUGAAGACGGCACGGAGACAGGCGGAGAGCACGAUCGAGGAGCUGCAGAGUGAUGUGGACCGGCUGAAGACGGACAUGACGGAGGCCAGGUCCCAGUACAGAGACUGUGCUCAAGAGCUUGCCCAUCACGAGGAGAAGCUGAUGCUGAUGGAGCAGAGCCUCCAGACAACCCAGGACCAGCUGAGUCAGCGCGUCACCGAGGUCGUCCGACACGAGCAGGUCAACAGGAAGCUGCAGGCCGAGCUGAAGACGCUGCGAGAACGCUGCGCCAGCUAUGAGGAGGAGAUCGCAGAGCAGAAGUCUGUGAUCGACAAGCUGCGGAAGGACCUGAUGGUGUCGAAGGAGGAGCAUCACACAGCGGUGCAGGAGGGGCUGGCGUACAAGCAGCAGGCGCACAAGGUGGAGGUGGAGCUAGACGGGUCACGGGAACAAGAGAAGAUGCUGUCCGAUCAGGUGGAGCAGCAGGACGUGAUCCUCGGUCAGCUUCAGACGGAACUCCGGGGGGAGAGGGACCGUCACCAGGACACCAGCAGGCAGUUGGGGCAGAGCAAGAAGAUGGGGGCCGAGCUGCAGGAGGACAUUGACCAGUACCAGAAGCAGGCUCGCGACAUGGCACAGAGGCUCCAGGAGAAGGAUGAGAUGAACCUGCGACUGCGGGCAGAGAUAGACGACCUCCAGCAGAAGUUGCGUGGGCUGAAGGAGGAGCUAGCAGAGCGAGAAGGCCAGCUCCGUGUGGCCAAGAUGAACCUCCAGACUGCCCAGAAGCAGAGCGUCCACCACUCACACGAGGUGACGAAGUACGAGGAGACUCUGUCUCAGCUUCAGUCGGACCUGGAGAAGAUACAGGAGCAGUACAGAAGAGCUCAUGCAGAGCUGAUGGACAACGAGCAGAGGGUGCAUGACCUGAAGGUGCAGCUGACCACAGUUCAGGGCAACCACAAGGAGUCCAUGGAGCAGUUGGGGGAGAAAUCCCGCCUCGUGGCAUCGCUCAAGACGGAGGUGGCCAAACUCCAGCAGCAGAACCAGUCUAUGACAGAGGAGAUCGCCUUCUAUGAAGACCGGAUGCGGAAGCUGCAGCAUGAGCUGAGGAAGAUGCAGGAACUCAACAAGGCCACCGAGGAUGAGCUUCAGCACUUCGAGGAGCGGUACACUAGUCUGCAGACGGAUCUGUACUCUAGUCAGGAAAAGCAGAAGCAGUCGCUCCAGGAACUGUCAUCGAAGGAGGAGGAGUCCGUCGUCAUCAAGGUGGAGCUGGCCAGUCUACAGGAGAAGUACAAGAACAUGAUGGACGAGUCACACAAGCUGAAGAGCGAGCUGCAGCUGAUGAAGCAGAACUACCGCAGUGCCAAUGAGGAGAUCACGGGUCUGCGUGUGGCGUUGGAGGAGUCACGGUCGAACGGAGACCGUCUGCAUCGGGAGAGUGAGCUGGUGGUGCAGAACGUCAACACCUGGGUGCAGGAGCAGAAAGCUGCCAAUGAGAAACUGGGCAACAAGAUUAGGGAGCAGAGUAAAGCCAUCAUGAACCUGACAGCCGAGAAGGAGCAGCUGCUGGAGCAGGUACAGAAGUAUCAGAAGCAAAACAACAAGAUCCGGAUAGAACUGGAGGAGAGGCGAGCAGAGGGAGACAAGUUCAAGGCUCUCCAGAGUCACUCCACCCACCAGCAGGUGCUCCUCAACCAGCUCAAGUCACGCCUCGAGGAACACGAAAUUGAACAAGAUCAUGAACUCAAAUCUAAAGUAUACACAAUAGAAGAUCUCCAUGCAAGAUUAAAAUCAAACAUAGAAAAUAUUCAACAACUCAGUCAGCAGUUGAGUGCGGUCCAGAAGGAGAAUGUGCGACUGCGUGGUGAGCUGGACCGCGAGGUGGCGACGAGGCAGACCCUGGAGUUGCAGGUGGAGAGCAAGGAGCAGAUGCUGAGCAGCAUCAAGUCACACAACGACACCAAGAUGCAUCAGCGGAUGAUCGGAGAGAAAGGCCUGCUGUACCGCGGCAGCGACAUCGAGAAGGCGACCCAGGCAGCGCUGAGUCGUGCAGCGGACGAGAUGGGGGCCGACCCCCACAGUUUAGACAAGGCCUAUUGGAUACAGAGAGUGGGCGAGUUGUCCAUCCAGCUCCAGGAGAGCAGCGAGUACUGGUCAGACAAAGUCCGUGACCUCACCUGCCAGGUGGAAAAACACAGUCUCGCCCGCUCACCAAAACCUCGAUGAGCCAUCACCCAUCUGGUCAUGUCUGUCCGUCCAUCCAUCCGUCCAUCAGCUGGCCCGUCCAAGCAGAAACAGUGGACCAGUGUUGUUUUCCAAGACUUCAUGCUGACCUGUGUAACUAUGGUAACCCAUGCCAAGUUGUCAUGGUUACAUGCUUAUAUAAUGUAAUACAGGAGCAUAUCAUCAUAUAAAUGUAUUAUUUUCAUACAGCCCGAUGUAUAUAGCAUUGUAUAGAACACAUUUCUAAGUAUUAUUAUUAUUCUUGAAGGAUGUUCAAGAUGAAUCCUCAUUCUAUGCACAGCCAUAAUCAAGGACUGAAAAUUUGAGGGGAAAGAUUUGGGCCAUUUUCUGUUUGAUUUUUUUGGCCUUAGAGACUUCCUAUGGCUAUGUAUGGCUUGUAUUGGUUGUAUGACACGCGUUAUUGUGCACCAUACCAAAGCCAUUAUUUAUGUCAGUAGAAACCUCUCUAGCUAAGUGUAGAAAUGUGUAUAUUUAUUUAUUUUCAUAUUGGUGACUGUAGUAUGGUUAUGACCAUGUGUCUCAUAUGAACAAAUGCAUCUUGUGUCAUCUUUCGAAGUUUCGACUAUUUUCUAGAAGUUAGGUAUCUUGUUUUUAUCCAGUGCUAUGCCCACAGACACGUAUCAGUUGGUCCUGGGAUGUUCUCCAGGCUUGUAUACCAUCCAUGCACAUAGACAAAGUGUUCUUCCUUUUGAAUGAGUACAUCUACUGCUUUAGAUGACUCGCAUUACUAUUAGAAGGAAAACUGAAUUCAUUCAAAUGGGGCAACAUUUCUGUAUUGGCUUGUUGAGGGGGAAUAACCUCAGAGUCCUCCAGAAAGUCUGACAGUUAUGAAGAGGAAUCAAACUAGGAAAGCCAUCAUUCCCUAACUAUUUUCAGAAUAAACAACAUUUAUGAAGAAGACACUCCAUUGUUUCAAAUGGAUUUAACCUUGAUACUGUUGUCUUUUCUUUCUCGGAAAUAUUUUCAUUGUUGGCAGGAAUGAAAAUACUUUCUAUUUUAAAUUUACAUCAAGUAAAAUGUUGAAAAACAGAAACACUAAUAAACCCAGUUCCUUAUGCCAGCUAAACCUGGAUGUGUGCUAGGGUAGCAAGAUGUAUGUGUUCAUAUGGGACUUGAAUGAUGUUCUACUAGAAUGUUGUAUGCUAGUUGUGUAUAGAGACUCUGCUGUAUAUUCAUCUGUGUUAUUUAUAUUGGAGGACCCUUCAGUAUUGUAGUGCCCAGCAGCGGGCCAUGCAGUCCUCUUUCACCAGCUCUUGCUGAAGUGUUCAGUAAGGGCUGAAGUGUUCAGUAAGGGCUGAAGCAGGAGAGAGGGCUGCUGCAGUGUUGCUGCUGGUUUAGGGAAGCAGGACUGGUGCCAGGUAUGCUACACUGGAGGAGAAGAACUUGAUUCACUGCCAGUCAGUAAUUGGGAAAUGUUACUGUGUUACUAUUACUUGUAAUCAGUUGACCAUGGGAAUAAAUGGUACAGUGUUCAACUGGGAGUAGUCCAUGUUACUACACUUUACUCUGAUAACAGUAAUCUCAACUCACCACUUCUAAAGAAAAACCUUGAAAGAUGGUACCUCAAUUCCCCACUUCAAAGCAAAAGCCUUGAAAGAUGGUACCUCAUUUCACCACUUUGUAGCAAAAACCUUGAAAGAUGGCACCUCAGUUCACCACUUCAUUGCAAAAACCUUGAAAGAUGGUACCUCAGUUCACUACUUCAUUGCAAAAGCCUUGAAAGAUGGUACCUCAGUUCACUGCUUCAUUGCAAAAACCUUGAAAGAUGGUACCUCAGGUCACUGCUUCAUUGCAAAAACCUUGAAAGAUGGUACCUCAGUUCACUGCUUCAUUGCAAAAACCUUGAAAGAUGGUGUGGUACUUCAGUUCACCACUUCAUUGCAAAAGCCUUGAAAGAUGGUACCUCAGUUCACUACUUCAUUGCAAAAGCCUUGAAAGAUGGUACCUCAGUUCACUGCUUCAUUGCAAAAACCUUGAAAGAUGGUACCUCAGUUCACUGCUUCAUUGCAAAAACCUUGAAAGAUGGUACCUCAGUUCACUGCUUCAUUGCAAUAACCUUGAAAGAUGGUGUGGUACUUCAGUUCACUGCUUCAUUGCAAUAACCUUGAAAGAUGGUGUGGUACCUCAGUUCACUGCUUCAUUGCAAUAACCUUGAAAGAUGGUACUUCAGCAAAGUUUGAACAUAUCCAUGUCAUGAGAGCAGCCAUGUGACACAGUGUCUCUUUUGUGAGAUACUGUUCUUUGUGGGGUGGCUAUGCGUUGAGGUUUUGACUCAGAAGUGGCAAGUUGGGAGAACUCAUUGGUGUGAGAAGGAAGUAUGUGAUAUAACAGAGAAUCCAGAAAGUUUUCAGUUUUACCUUACAAGGAGAGACUUGAUUGAAGGUUGGUGUCUCUACUUUAGGACAGCUGACAACCAUUUUAGAUCAUCUGAGGACAAUGAAUUAAAUGCUGCUUCAUCUGUGAUUUGUUAGUUUGUUGAUGUCCUCAGUCACUUUUGGUUUUAACUUCUACACAAUCAUGCUUUAAUCUUGUCAUUUCUUAGACUUUCCUUUUGGAAGUGUGCUCUUAAUGUGUAAUGAAUUAAUGUCAGACAAGGAAUAUUAAACUAAGAUGUGCUCUCAAGCUGGAUCUGAUGCCUUCUUUGCCACUAGUUGUGGAAGGGAUUGGAAUUCAGUGUUGAUUUUGUCCUGAUCCAAGUACAAAGUAUUUAUGUUGGCAUCUACCAUUCCAUUCUAUGUGAUAUCAGCCAGCUGUUGUGAUGUAUUGUACUGCUGACAGUGCUGGGCUCUUGUACCAGUGUCUGGUAGACUAGUCCUUGUAGCGGACGACGGUGGCUGUCCGACAUAGCUCAUGCAUGUACAUACGGAUGCUAGGAUGUCCGUGGUCUGUCGUGAGUGAAUCUGCACUGUGAUAUUGCCAUUAUUAUAUAUACUAUACAAUAAAAACUUAAAUGUU